Molecule: messenger RNA, 618 nt
Organism: Aspergillus campestris IBT 28561
Lineage: Eukaryota; Fungi; Ascomycota; Eurotiomycetes; Eurotiales; Aspergillaceae
Exons: 1
Coding region: 110-535 (141 amino acids)
Source: RefSeq, a predicted model, not a curated record
GGACGUGGAGCGCAAGACGGAGGGCGAAACCGACGAGGAGCCGCGGGAUCGAAGGGAAAAGGGGGUGAAGUGGAAGAUUGGAGAUAGUGGCGUCAACGGGUCGUGAAGGAUGCGGCGAACACUUGAUCGACUGCGAUUCGAACAAUGGACCCGGUAUAUCGAGUGUGAACACGAAGAGACGAAUUCAAGGGCGGUAUUGGACGGUCCGAAUAUGGUUCUCACGGAGGAGGGAGAGGGUGGAGGUGGUCGAAAGAAUCCAGAAUUGGGGGCAGAAAGACGCAAAGUGUCCGAUCAAAGAAACCUUGACCGGGGGAGUAAAAGAAGGUUUUCGUGGCGGGAGGGUCGUGACACAGAAACACCCAAACCGGAAAGAAGAUUGAGAACGCAAACCAAACGAAUGGAUGGAUGGGGACGAUCCGAGAGAGGGAGAGGGAGAGAGAGAGAGAGGGAGGGAGGGAGGAAGAGAGAGGAAGGAAGAAGUGAAGAUGAGGCUAGAACACAGAGACAGGCUAGUCAACUCCCGUACGCAGACUAGUUCAAGGAUGAUCUCCAGGGUAGAAAAAGACACGAAUCAGGGAGGAAAGAGAGAGGAAAGUAAAUUAAGAAAAGCAGUGAAGG